AUGACUACUUACGAUGCAAGGUCACGUCUCACCGCCUUGCCUUUCAGCAUCUGGGUGCUUGCCGUCGCCUAUACUCUCUGCAGUGCUAGCUGCAUUAGCAACGGUCACUGUUCUCCAGAUGGUUCAUUCGAUCAUCCUACUGCCGCCCAUUCCUGCAGCAGCAGCGAGAAGAGGGCAAAUAACGAGGUCCGUCGGUCAUCACAUGACUCUCCGGACGUACUGGAGCUGGGCUUGCCUUCCUCUAAUCGAAGUGUAGCUGACAAACGCGCAGAAACAGUAGAGCUUGUCAGCGACUUCGGUGAGGAAAGCAUUGUGGGUAUGGGCUCUCUCGUCGAGGGUAAGUACCUCUUGCUUGAACAGCUACACCCCACAUUAUGGGCUUUCUCUGGUGUUCCUGAGGACAGUGGCUCUACAGACGGGCAGCUGCAGAUACAUCUGAAGCCAUCUGAUGCUGCUUCUGCGCAUGAAUCUGUUCCUCCUGCCACCAGAAGUAGCUGCUACGACGAUGGCGGUAUUGACCAGUCGACCACGUGGAAACAGACCAAUGGUUCUUGGAGCCGGACUAGCGAGCCGCCCUAUCUCUCUUCUGAACCUCGUUCUAGGCCGCUUCUUCUCCCUCCUGGCAUAGGGGCAGCAAAAGUUACAACAGGAGCAGCCCUUGCAGCAGCUGUAGUCUCUGUACGCUUCGAUGUGGUCAUCUCCCGGCAGGCCGGGGCCAAAUCCCAGGGUUUCUGCAUUGAUCCUUCCAUGUAG
Messenger RNA from Eimeria necatrix, 753 nucleotides. RefSeq lists its product as hypothetical. NCBI's taxonomy places the organism in Eukaryota, Apicomplexa, Conoidasida, Eucoccidiorida, Eimeriidae. The record is from RefSeq and is a predicted model, not a curated record. The coding region runs from base 1 to 753 and encodes 250 amino acids. The transcript has a single exon.